Messenger RNA from Moneuplotes crassus, 393 nucleotides. Lineage: Eukaryota; Ciliophora; Spirotrichea; Euplotida; Euplotidae. The record is from the annotation of a GenBank genome assembly.
AUGGCAGGAAAAGGAAAAGGAGCAGGAGGAAGAGGAAAGGCAGGAUCAGCCAGACCAGUAUCCAGAUCUUCAAAGGCUGGAUUACAGUUCCCAGUAGGAAGAAUCGCCAGGUUCUUGAAGCAAGGAAGAUAUGCAGAGAGAAUUGGAGCUGGAGCUCCUGUAUACAUGGCAGCUGUUCUCGAGUAUCUCGCAGCUGAAGUUCUUGAGCUUGCUGGAAAUGCUGCUAGAGAUAAUAAGAAGACCAGAAUCGUCCCAAGACAUAUUCAACUUGCCAUUAGAAAUGACGAGGAAUUAAACAAGUUGAUGAGCAACACAACUAUUGCCAACGGAGGAGUGUUGCCAAACAUCCAUGUAUUCUUGCUUCCAAGCAAGAAGGGAGAUGCUUCCCAAUAA